CAGACGGGGGGGUUCUGAGUCAAUACAACCAAUCAGAACUGCGGAAGCCACAGCUUCGGAAACAUGCAGCCAGUCGGAGACCAGCAUGAAUUUGUUUUAUUUGCAAAGAGUGGGGGAAUCAAAGAACACCAAUGAGAGGGCGUCAUUUGCAGCGCCGCUUUCGUGCACACCAAUCAAUUUUCGCGCCAUAGUCUGACCUAUAGAAUUUCGCUGAGCAGGCAGCCAAUCACAAUGUCCAGAAUUUGCCCACAGUGGUCCGAGCAGCCAAUCGAGAUUCGAGAAACGGAACCUCAGCUCAACAGCUUGUUAUUUCGUUUAUGCCUUUGCAGCCUAAGCGAAUGCUGAGCUGAAGCGGUCUUAUAGGAGCUUCAGUCAAAACCAAUCGAGCUGGACUCCCUCAAAUAGCCAUCAAGAUGAAGGUAGCAGAUGAACCUGCCUACCUGACCGUGGGGACGGAUGUGAGUGCAAAGUACCGCGGUGCCUUCUGCGAGGCAAAAAUCAAGACUGUUAAACGCAUGGUGAAAGUUAAGGUUGUGCUAAAAGGUGACAGCAUCUCACAAGUUGUCCAAGAUGACCAAGUCAAAGGACCUUUAAGUGUUGGCUCGACUGUGGAGGUGAAGAGCCCAGAGGGUGGACUUAGUGAAGCUGUCAUCAGCAAACUCACAGAUGCCAGCUGGUACACUGUGGUAUUUGAUGAUGGAGAUGAGAAAACCCUUAGAAGAACCUCAUUGUGCCUGAAAGGCGAAAGGCAUUUUGCAGAGAGCGAGACACUGGACCAACUGCCCUUGACAAACCCAGAGCACUUUGGCACUCCUGUCAUUGGAAAGAAGACAAAUCGAGGCAGAAGGUCUUCUCAGGCAGUUGCAGAGGACGAGAAGGAGUCUUCAUCAAGUGAAGAUGAUUAUGAUGACAGGAGAAGGAUCAAUGAUGAUCUGUUGGGGAAAGUUGCCUGUAUUCAAAAUGAGUCUGAUAGUAAUACCUGGUACUACGCUCUGGUGAUAUCUCCAAGCUGCAAUGAUGAACUUACUGUCAAAAAGGACCAAUGUUUAGUGAGAUCAUUUGCUGAUUCCAAAUUUCACACCGUGACACGCAAAGAUGUUCAGGAAGUGAACCUCGACAUCAUCUCAGAAUCUGAAAAUACAAACAAGAAAGGGUUUGAAGCAGCACAGCUCUUCCUAAAGGACAAACGGGUCCCUGGCAGCUGGAAGGUGGACUUGAGCGAGAUUCUGGAAUCCUCCAGUAGUGAUGAAGAUGAUAAUGGUGAAGGCAAAGAGAGGGAGGAGGAGGAGGAGGAGGAGGAGAAAGGGCCAGAGCCUGAGGAACCUGAUGAUGAGCCAGACCCAGAUGAGAGAGACCACUUUCUACAGCAGCUCUACAAGUUCAUGGAGGACCGAGGAACACCAAUCAACAAACCUCCAGUGCUGGGAUACAAGGAUCUUAACCUCUUCAAACUCUUUCGACUGGUAUAUCUUCAUGGAGGCUGUGAUAAUAUUGAGAGUGGAUCUAUUUGGAAGCAGAUCUACAUGGAUCUCGGCAUCCCGGUUCUGAACUCUGCUGCCUCUUAUAAUGUGAAAACAGCCUACAGAAAGUACCUGUAUGGAUUUGAGGAGUAUUGCCGCUCAGCUCAGAUCCAGUUCAGGACGGUGCACCACAACGAGCCACGGCCGGAUGUUCAGCCGGAGGUGAACAACAUUGAGACUGUGAAAAAAGAGGAUGAGGAAACAGAGGUUGCAAUGCAGCAGGUUGAAGCAGAGACUGGACACAGUGAGGACAAACCUCUGGCAGAUGGAGAUCGGUCAGAUGCUGAGAGCGAAAAGGGACACAAAGAUAUCUUCUCACCCAGGGGCCGGCGGCGGUGCACAGUGACCCCUGUGAAAAUAGAGGUGAGGGAGUCUGCGAAACCGGAGACAUCACAGGAGGAGGAGAGAAAAGAGGAGACUCAAGGAGCAGGAGAGUGUAGCGGAGAGGAGCUGAAGGAGAAAUCAGAUGGAGAGAAUUUCUGGAAAUGUCGCAGCCAUCACCUCGAAGAGUCUGAUAAAGACUCUGAUGAUGAAGAACAGGAGGAUGAUGAAAAUGAGGAGGAAGAUGGAGAGAGAUCCAGACUCAGGGACAGAGAUGAAAGAGAAGGGGAUGAUGGCUGUGAAGACUCAGAGCACUCUAUGGCAGGCACUAAAGUCAAGGUGAAAUACGGCAAGGGAAAAGCGCAGAAAAUCUACGAAGCUAACAUCAAGAACACAGAGACAGAUAAUGGAGAGAUUCUCUAUCUGGUGCAUUACUAUGGCUGGAACGUGAGAUAUGAUGAGUGGGUGAAAGCUGACCGAAUAAUAUGGCCUGGUGAUAAGGGUGGAACAAAGAGAAAACAAAAGAAAAAAGUGAGGAAUAAAGAGGAUGGAGAGGAGGAUAAACAGGCCAAACUUGGGAUAAGGAGAGGUCGUCCUCCACUCAAGUCCACCCCUCCCAGUACUUCCCGCAGUGUGUCCAAAACACCUAGCAGUGAGGGCCGAUCCAGCAGCAAGAACUCACGGCCCAGUGAUGCCUCUGUCCUGCCAAACGGAGAUGUUACCCCUCGCCGACGCACAAGAAGAACUUCUGGAAUGUAUGAUUCUGACAGAGGGUCUAAUGAUUCAGGGAACUCCUCAGAUGAUAGUGAAUGUGAGGACUCUCCCGAGAAAAAGCCGGAGUGGACGGAAGAUACAGAUCCAACCCCGACAGCAAAACAAGAGGCAGAAGAGGAGCUCCAGGAGGAGAGUCCAAUGGCAGAACCUGCACAGCCUGAACCUGAAUCUCCCAACAGCCCUCAAGAGAUGCCCAACUUCCAGAAGUGUGAAAAACUUAAGGAAGACACAUCCCUGUUUCCUGAGUCUGAUGAUGGAUCUCCAAAAUCAAGAGCAAAGAAGCCUUGUCUGAGAGAACCAGGGUCAGACACUCUCUCACAAACACUUUCCACUGAUAAUCACACCUCCACAGAGGAACCCUCCACACCUCCACAGCCUGUGAAGAAACCCCAGGAAACAUUGCAUAGCACUCCCACAGAGAGAAUACAUGAGGAGACAGCUGGUUCAGAUACAGACUCUGCUACAGAGGACAUCGUCCCUCAGAAACGAAGCACCGCAGUUAAGCGCAAAGCCACUGAACCGCAAACGCCAGAAAAGAAAGUUUGUGCAGACAGAAAAGAAGAACCUAAAAUGCUAUCUCCAUUGAAAACGUCACCAUUGCAAAAUAAAUCUGAGGUGGAGAGGAGCCCUGAGCCAGCACAGAAACCUGAAGAACAUCCUACCCCAACAUUAUCAUCUCCAGGCAACGAUCUUGAGAUGAAGUCUGAGAUGCCUGCUCUCACCAGAGAGGUGCAUGUCAGCGUGGAACCUCUGUGUACAGGGCUGGAGGAUUCUACAAUGGUCACAAACGAGGAGAUGAUGCCUCAAAUCGGCCCAGAAGCACUGGUCUGCCAUGAAGUGGACCUUGAUGAUCCCGAGGAGAAGGACAAGCCAUCUGGUGAAGAGUUACUGAUGAUGAUGAAGGAAGUGAAAGCUCAGCCUCUUGAGCCUUCUGACCACCUUCCUUAUGUUCUGGCUGCAGUAGGACCUCCACGUCUCUCUUCCCCAUGUUCUGCCCCCAGCCCGGACGAAUCCCACAGCACUAAGAGUGAAAGCGACACCACCAUCGAGGUUGACAGUGUGGCUGAAUCACAAGAGGGUCUUGGGGAGAACGAAUCAACGCAUAGCUUUGAUGCCAGUGGUAGUUCGAGCAACUCCAGCAUCUCAUUGCAGGAGCGAGAUGGAAAGGACAGAGGUCAGAAAAGGAUAUUGGACUGCACUACUGGCUCAUCGGCCAAGAAGCAAAAACGUAGCCAAAAACGUUCAAGCACUGUUUGUAAAACGGAUAAGAAUGGAGCAGGUCACAGUAGUGACAGUGAGGAUCUCUCUGCCAUGGACGGCUCGAAUAAGCUAACCCCAGUCAAGCACUCCAGCAUACCUAAGAGCCAGAAGCUUUCUCGAUCACCUGGAAUGGUUUCUCCCAGCAGUAAAGACCUGGAGAAAGACAAGCACAAAGAGAAGCAGUCCAUCCCUUCCCCCCGCUCAAAUAAGUGGUCCUGCCAGCUCUCUGAGCUGGACACCAUGUCAAGUGCUGAGAGAAUUUCAUUCUUGCAAGAGAAGCUACAGGAAAUCAGGAAGUACUACAUGUCACUCAAGUCUGAGGUGGCAUCCAUCGACAGGAGGCGGAAAAGGUUAAAAAAGAAGGAAAGAGAAGUGUCCCACACCACAGCGUCCACAUCAUCUGGCUCGUCCGACACUGGCAUGAGUCCAUCGUCAGCUUCCCCGACUCGGAACACUGUUGCCGUCGAGUGUAGGUGAUGCCACGCCUGUGCCCCACCCUGCCCCACAUUUGCCUUCUCAGCAACCCGCUGCCUCCUUGGAGACAUGCAUACUGAUGAGCCAGAGCAAGCAGCCAAUAGCACUCGACUUCCCGCCUCCAUGUCUCUGUUUCCUAGUGGCCAUUCCACCUUCUGCACUUUGUAAACUGAUCCUGCCUCCUCUCGCUUGCUGUCGCUACCACUAUCAGCACCAGGGAAAGGACUCUACUUGAGGGUUGAAUGUAAUCUAUGAAAUCAAAGCUUAAAGAUUUAUCCAUCCAGAAAGAAAACAACAGCACUUUCCACUUCCUUCCCCAGAAACCCCUUCUUGCAGCAUCUGUGCUGCAUGGACUGAAUUUUGAUGCAGUAGUCAAUCAAUUGUAUGUUCCUCUAUCAGAACAUGGUAAGAACAUUGUCUAAGAUCCAUAGGUAAUGGUCACUUAAGCAGCUGAACAUGGUUAUUCAAAGAAAGGUCAAUUUUUGUGCACUUGCUCCAUCAGAACUGCCAAAGUACAUGUGUUACAGCAGAGUGCCCUAUUUUGGAAAAGUGAGACAAAGUCAAUUGCAAAAGGGAAUGUAGUUUACUGAAAACCGCAGCUGGUGUCUUCCACUUUAAGUGUGCUAGCACAGAAUUAUGCAAAACCUAUUUUUUUGUAUUUUUAAGAAAAUGGAAAAUGAAAAAAUCUGAACGAUGAAAAUGUUUACAGUGGAACACAACUUGUUUUCAGUGGACUAAUUUCCUUUGCAAGAUGCAUUUUGUCUUUUUUAUAUGUAAUUGCAGAGUUUUUAUUUUAGUAUGGAAAAUUUCAAAGUAUAUAUCGCAGCCGUGAAGUUAUUUAAUGAAAGAUUUCUAGUGCUGAAAUUUUUGUGUAAAAUAAAGGUAUUAUCUUGCAACUUGUUAAAUAUAUUUAUUCAGUCCUUGGAAAGCAUUAUUAUUAUUUUUUUUUUCAAGAUGAGAAUCACACAAUCCUCCCACUUUUGCUUCAGAUGGUGGGUUAGAAGGAAUAGAAUUUUGUGGGGGUGUUUUGAGCAUUUGAAUGUGAUGUCACAAUUGGGUAACUACUGUGCAGUAUAACAGCUCCUCCCCCUUUAGAUUUUACAUUUGGGCCCAAAAAGCUUGAGUAUUCCCAAGACCUUUAUAUAACACAAAAUUGUGACCUUUGUUUCCCCAACUCUUUCUCAGAUUUCCUGGUACUUUCUUUGUUACAGUUUAAACAUUUAUUCUUAUUUUCAUGUUUUUCUUAGUUCUUGACCAGUUGAAUAAUUCAGUUGGGAUGAGUAUGGUAAGCCCAGGGGUUUCAAACUGAUUGAUCAUUUUGUAAAUAAUCUUCCAAAACUGUAAAAAUGAUUUAUAUUAUUUUUUAAACCGUACAUCUUUGUAUAUUAAUUUACCUUUUCUAUGUCAAGUUGAUAGGAGCAUUAGCACAUCAUUAGAAUGUGUAUAUAAUCAACAAUUUAGGAACUUCAAGCUGUCUAGAGUGAUGAACCCAUGACUAUGUUGAACAUUUUAUGCUGUAGGCAGUGAUUCAUUCACUGAUGCGAUGAAAUUGUGAAAACUUGCUUUCCUGUGACUUCAGUUUAUUUACAGAUUUCUGGAUGAAGAAAUAAAGGCAUUAGGUUCCUGAGCAAAGCCAUUGUAUAUUAAUGUAAAAUAAGAGGUCUUUCAUUUCUAAUAAAGUUUUGAAAUAUU
Molecule: messenger RNA, 6041 nt
Organism: Xyrauchen texanus (razorback sucker)
Lineage: Eukaryota; Metazoa; Chordata; Actinopteri; Cypriniformes; Catostomidae
Product: AT-rich interactive domain-containing protein 4A-like
Exons: 25
Coding region: 414-4352 (1312 amino acids)
Biological process (GO): regulation of transcription by RNA polymerase II
Cellular component (GO): nucleus
Molecular function (GO): transcription cis-regulatory region binding
Source: RefSeq, a predicted model, not a curated record